AUGGCAGCAGCAGAAAUUCUUUUGAAGACCAAUUUUCUUUCUGAUGCCGCUCAUCUUUUACGGUUUGCUGCUCCAGAGACGUCUGCGUAUCUAAUGAGCGACUGCGCCGACCAUCUUUCCAAGCAAGGCUCGUGCGUCUCCGACAUUUAUCGACAGCACGUCUGCACAGCUUGCGGCCACAUCAUGAUUCCUGGGCAUGCGACAGAACUUAGACUCGAAGCUCGAAGAUCCUGUCGCCAGAAGAGCACGUCCCAUAGAAACGGCGCCGUUACGGCACCAACGAGCCCAAGCAAAAUCUUGGCAUGUGGCCAUUGCAAAAGUGUUACGAGAAUUCGGCUUGCCGCGCCAGAUAAGGCUGCACGCACCAAGGCAUCGAGGAGCAAGAAUGAAACUAUUCCUGGACCGAGCAUCGAGAAACCAAAACCUAACACCAAUGCCAGCAGCAAGAAGCGAGCAAAGAAUCGCAAAGCUGGCCUGCAGGCGCUGCUGUCAUCGCAGCAGAAGCCUUCCGCUGGGCUGAGCUUGGCCAGUUUUAUGAAGUGA
Beauveria bassiana ARSEF 2860 is the source of this 543-nucleotide messenger RNA. Its product is annotated as RNAse P Rpr2/Rpp21/SNM1 subunit domain-containing protein. Bases 1 to 543 code for a protein of 180 amino acids. The record is from RefSeq and is a predicted model, not a curated record. Lineage: Eukaryota; Fungi; Ascomycota; Sordariomycetes; Hypocreales; Cordycipitaceae. The transcript has a single exon. Gene Ontology annotation, cellular component: nucleolar ribonuclease P complex. Gene Ontology annotation, biological process: tRNA processing.